CUUUGCUAAGGGAGAGAGAAAAGAUUUUGGAGAAAAAACAUGGCAACAACAAGACAGAUCUCGGAACUGCAGCCACAAUCGCCAUUUAUUCAACGCAUCAAGAGUUCAGGGACCAUAAACACCAAUGGAAGCCCUAUGAAUGAUGACAAAGAAGAGGAGUUUUCACGCUCAGCUUUGGCUUUGUUUAAAGCAAAAGAAGAUGAGAUUGAAAGGAGGAAGUUGGAGGUUAGGGAUAGGGUUCAGACAAAGCUUGGACUCGCUGAGGAAGCUACUAGGAGACUAGCCGAGAUUCGGGAAGAGCUGGAAGCUCUAACCGAUCCAAUGCGGAAGGAGAUAUCCGCGAUAAGGAAAAGAGUAGAUGCUAUUAAUCGGGAACUCAAGCCUUUAGGACAGAGUUGUCAGAGAAAGGAGAAGGAAUUUAAAGAAGCACUUGAAGCUUACAAUGAAAAGAACAAAGAGAAAGCUAUGUUUAUUAACAAGUUAGUUGAGCUUGUUACUGAAAGCGAGAAACUGCGAAUGACAAAGCUUGAGGAACUCAGCAAAAGCAUUGACAUUUCGUUACGCUAAUUAACACCAAGAUGACGACAAUCAAUGGUUGCAAAAAAAAAAAAAAAUCAGCCAGCUUUACUUCCUUAUUUUCUAAUUGUUUGAUUCGAUAUUUGCUUGUCUUGGUGAUCAAAUCUUAUUUCUUCAUUCAGCAGAAAUGUGUUAAAAGAUUCGGUUUGAAUUCAAAUUCUUAUGUUUUCA
Messenger RNA from Eruca vesicaria subsp. sativa (arugula), 747 nucleotides. The record is from the annotation of a GenBank genome assembly. NCBI's taxonomy places the organism in Eukaryota, Viridiplantae, Streptophyta, Magnoliopsida, Brassicales, Brassicaceae.